Messenger RNA from Triplophysa rosa, 1718 nucleotides. RefSeq names its product GRB2 related adaptor protein 2a (gene grap2a). Gene Ontology annotation, molecular function: protein binding. Lineage: Eukaryota; Metazoa; Chordata; Actinopteri; Cypriniformes; Nemacheilidae. The coding region runs from base 385 to 1215 and encodes 276 amino acids. The record is from RefSeq and is a predicted model, not a curated record. The transcript is spliced from 9 exons.
UAUUUAAAGAUGUGUUUUAAUACAUACAUUUGUCACAAUACAGAUUUUAAAAGCACUAUUACAAUUGUAACAGUCUGCAGUACAUGCGUUGUGAUUGCAAACGGGCGGAGUUAUGGUUCCGCUCGUUCUCGUGGGUGGCGUUUCAGGACGCGGAGGCGCGCGUGCAGGUAGAAGCAGAGUAGCGGAUGAUUCGUGGAGCGCAAUAAAGGAUAACAGCUAGGAGCUUCAUCAAUUCUAAGUUGCCGCGCAGUAGAGCAGCGAGAGAACGGUGAAGCUAUGAUGGCCCCUUGAAACCAAACACGUUUUUCAACAUCCUCGGAUCACAGGCAGCUUGUUACAUAGCCCGUAAUUCCUCUCCUCUGGUCGACCUUUCACUCUUUUAUUAUGGAGGCCAGGGGAAAAUAUGACUUUAAUGGCACGGCAGAGGAUGAGCUCAGCUUUCGAAAAGGAGACAUUCUGAAGAUCCUUGGAUCUCAGGACGACUGGUUUAAGGCAGAGCUACAUGGUCAUGACGGCUACAUACCCAAAAACUACGUUGAGAGACAAACACCAAGCUGGUUCAAAGAGACUGCCAGCCGUGGUUCAGCUGAAGAAAUACUCAUGUCCCGGGAGGUUGGAGCUUUUAUGAUCCGAGGCAGUCAGAGUUCUCCUGGAGACUUUUCCAUCUCAGUCAGACACGAGUUUGACGUACAACAUUUUAAAGUUAUGAAGGAUAAUAAGGGCCAUUAUUACCUGUGGACAGAGAGGUUUACCUCCCUCAACAAGCUGGUGGACUUCUACAAGUCCACCUCUAUAUCCAAGCAGAGAGAGAUCUUUCUCAGAGAUGGAAGUGAAGCCGAGCCAAGAGCACCUCAGCCUCCGGAAGUUCGAUCCCCCCCAGGUGGCGGCUAUGGUGGUCCCCAAUCUUCAACACAACACCGCAACACAGCAGAUCACAACCAGAAGAGUAAGAGGGGAAGUGUUGAGGACAAAGCUAACACUGUGCCUCAUGCCGGGAGGAACAGCCCUGCUCCUCGACGAAGCUCAGAAACUGCUCCGAGGUCGACCAUACAGGUCAGAGCCGUAUAUGACUUCACAGCCGAGGAAGAUGAUGAGUUGGGCUUCAGUGCAGGAGACAUCAUUGAAGUUCUGGACCGUUCUGAUGCAUCAUGGUGGAAAGGACGAUUGCGUGGCAGGACCGGUCUUUUCCCUGCCAAUUACACUGAUCAGAUCUGACACCUUCCCAUUGCUCAGAGGAGUGGAACCACCUUGCCAACAGUCAAAACAUAAUUUAUAGCAUUCUGUCUCAGAGUGCCGGUCUGUAACAUAUUGACUAAUGUACGGACUGGUCCAUAAUUUCAAGAAUUUCGAUUUUAGAAGGAUGGCUGCAGCACCGUUCAAGAGAACUGAGAUUCCAAGUGUUUUAUUUAAUAAAUAAGGUACGAAGAAAUAGACCAUUACCCUUAUAUGCCAAAUUCCCCAAAGGACGUGAUCAUUUCCUUUAUGAAAUAUUGAAUUGUACAUUGCCCUCAUACAAUAACCCUCUUAUCUCAUUCAUCAUCAUGUCAAGAAGUUAUUUCCUUAGGACACUAAACAUUGUAAUAAUGUUUUUACAAAUAAGAAACCAGGCAGAAGAGUUAUUGUAUAAUUAUUGUUUUGAUAAGCAGAAUGGAAAAUACAAAUGAUUGGUAUGUUCUAAAUAAACAUGACCUUUUUGCUUUAAAACAUAAGUAUUAUUU